Molecule: messenger RNA, 745 nt
Organism: Phalaenopsis equestris
Lineage: Eukaryota; Viridiplantae; Streptophyta; Magnoliopsida; Asparagales; Orchidaceae
Product: 50S ribosomal protein L28
Exons: 2
Coding region: 126-569 (147 amino acids)
Biological process (GO): translation
Cellular component (GO): ribosome
Molecular function (GO): structural constituent of ribosome
Source: RefSeq, a predicted model, not a curated record
AGCUUCGUUUACAACUCUGCUUGCGGCCAAGCAGCCCCAAUCGGCUCCUUAUCUUCCGCUCCGCUAGCCACGGCCCGUCCGCCACUCAUCUGCAUCCUAUUCUGCAGCAGGAAGAGGGCGGGAAAAUGGCAGCAAAUCUCAUGUGUACGUGCACACUGUCUCUUGGGAGACCGAAGAUUAAUUCCAAAACUAAGUUUAUAUCUUCGAGCUCCUACCUGUUGGCAACGAAGAGGCCGCAGCUAGGGUUCCGGCUUUCACAAUUCGCGGGUUUCAAGCUUAGCAUCUCCCAAACGCCUCCCCUUCACCCAAGAACUACAGUGCAGACAAUUUUCGCCAAGAGGAUUUGUCCAUUCACAGGGAAGAAGGCGAACAAGGCCAACAAGGUAUCAUUCUCCAACCACAAGACCAAAAAGCUGCAGUUUGUAAACUUACAGUACAAGAGAGUGUGGUGGGAGGCAGGUAAGCGCUACCUCAAGCUCCGGCUUUCCACCAAUGCCCUCAAGACUAUCGAGAAGAAUGGCUUGGAUGCUGUAGCCAAGAAGGCUGGCAUCGAUCCCCGCAAAGAAUAAGAGUGCCCCCGUAGGAUUACUUUCCUCUCCCUCGGUUUCAAUUUCUAGCUUUUUUGGGAGCUUCCGCUCUUUAUUGUCUGGUGUUUGCAAAAAUGGUAGAUAUUAGUCUGGUGAUUUUUCUUGUUCUUAUCAUUGAAAUCAAAUAAGACAAUUGCUCUCCAGCUAAAUACUUUUAA